Ilyonectria robusta is the source of this 288-nucleotide messenger RNA. RefSeq lists its product as uncharacterized. The transcript has a single exon. Lineage: Eukaryota; Fungi; Ascomycota; Sordariomycetes; Hypocreales; Nectriaceae. The record is from RefSeq and is a predicted model, not a curated record. The annotation marks the transcript as partial.
GCGACGGGGCUGCCCAUGUUGAGUUGUGGCAUCACAACGUUCUCGUUGAAACGGGACGGCGCUGAACCUGGCAAAGGGGUGGGUAUGAUUGGGCAUGGGGGGCUGGGGCAUUUUGAGUCAUGGGCGACAAAUCUCGGCUGUAUCAAGGCCGUUUCCGUGUCUCAAAGCUCUGCGAAGAGGAACGCUGCCGGUAAUAUCGGCGAAUCCAACGUUAUUGCCACGGGCGAGAGCAAUUACUUGUCCCAGGAACCUGCGGGUAUGUUGGACAUUAUUGUGUACACAGCCAGU